This is a messenger RNA of Ceutorhynchus assimilis (cabbage seed weevil), 2493 nucleotides long. The record is from the annotation of a GenBank genome assembly. Lineage: Eukaryota; Metazoa; Arthropoda; Insecta; Coleoptera; Curculionidae.
UGGUACUUGGUUUGGUACUUUUUCAAUAUUACAAAUUUCUUUGUCAGAGGUGCGUCUGGCUAUUUUUAGUUUUCUUUUGUGGUUUUCCUUUGUAUUUUGGAUAUUCUGCAUAUUUAUCGAAUAAGAUGGCCAACGCAGUAGCUGACAUGCCAGUUUGUGAAUCCACCGAGGUGAGAUGCCAAGAGAAAACUCGCGGUGGGGUGCGUUACGAGGUGAUCCUUGGCGAGCCAUCAGAGGUCAAGGCCGUACCACCAAAGAAGCCUCAGCUGUCACCUAGGAACUCCGUGUCCGUUCAAGAUAUUGAGGAUAAAUUGAAGGCUGCAGAAGAACGGAGACAACAAUUGGAAUCGAGUAAAAUUGCUGCUAUAUCGGCGAAAAUGCAAAAAAUCGAAGAUGCUAGCCGUAAGAGAGACGAACAAACUAGUCAGUUUAUUACAGCCACCCGCGAUGCUUUGGAACAGAAAAUAAGCACUGUUACUGAGAAACGUGAAGCUUAUAUUACUGAUUUGAAGACUAAACUCAAGGACCACAUCGAAAACGUGGAAAAAACCCGUUUGUCCAUCGAACUGCAAACUGGCGAAGUCAGGACUGCCAUUGAAGACAAAUUAAAGACCGCCUCCAUGCAACGGGAUGAAAACAUUAAGAAAAUGUUGGAUCGUUUGAAGGAGCACGAAGAAAAAGCGCUGAAAGUCAAAUCUCAAAAUAACGCCAAACUCCAAGAACUGGACGUUCAGAUUCAAGACAAACUAGUCCAGGCUCAGAACCGUAAGGAGCAAAUCGAACAAGAGCAGAGGGAAAAGUUGAGGAGGAACAAUUCAAGACCAUUCGAGAAACAGAAAUCUGUAGAAUCGACCAUUGAAAGUCGCAAAUCAGAAGUUAUCAAUCUGAUUGAAAAUAAGCUGUGCCUCGCCGAACAGAUCAGAGAGAAAGAGAUUCAAAAGAAAUUGGAGUUGGCCAAAAAACAUAAUGAGCACUUGAACGAAGUGAAGCAAUCGUUGGAGAACAAGAAAACUGAAAAAGUUCAGAAGCUGGAGAGCAAACUGACUGCUGCUGAACAGAAACGAGAAGAAGAGAUCAAGAAGAAGCUGGAAAACAUCAAAAAACAUGAAAAGCAUGCUGAAUUGGUCCGUCAAAACAAGGCUGCGGUACAGGCGGCCAAAAUCGACCCGCCUUCUUCUGGUUAGGCGGUUAUGUGCUAUGUAGUUACCCCGUCUGCUACGUAUAAUACUUAACACUUUUUGCUUUUGCGGAUUGUCCCUCAUUUUUUCUAGGGAUGUUCGCCCCCUAUAUCAUCCCAGGGGAGCUGAGGAGCGACUUUCUCCCUUCUUCUCUGUUGUUUUAUAAGUAUUUGCUUUUAGACUGAAGAGUUUUGUGAUUUAAGUUUUUUUAUUAUUAUAUUUACGGAUAUUUGCCAUGGAUUAUUAUAUAAUUUUUUUUUUAUUUUCUUAUUAUUAUUAUCAAUAUUAUUAAGAGUUUUGUGAUUUAAGUUUUCUAUUAUUAUCGACUAUUAUAUUUACACGUAUUUGCCAUGGUUUAUUUUAUGUUCUUAUAAUUAUUAUCAACUAUAUUAUUAUUAUGGAUUUCGUUUUACUUACUUACUAAACACAUUAUAAUUAUGUAUUCUUAUUUUUGUUUUGUUUUUAUUUAUUUUUUUUUUUUUGGUUAUUUUACAGAGUAACAGUGAUGUUCAAAAGGUAAGUUUUUACAUAUAAUUUCGUUUCAACUUAGAUGUAAGACGUAAUAAUUAAUUAAGUAAAUAAUGAACUAAAAAAAAUAUAAAAAAUGUUAAAAAAUGACCAGACAUUGAAAAAGUGUGAAUUAAGAAUGAACGCUUUUGUAAAAAACAGAAUUUCUUUUCUUCUAAUAGUGGGUACGUAAAAUAAAAGAAAAUUUAAUUAAUUUUGCACCAUUUCUGUCGCGCCAAUCAGUAUAUUGAUUGAAUUUAAAGCAGCUUCAAUAAGUUAAACUUGAUGUAUGAAUGUUAUUUUUAUUUUUCGAAAUGUGGGCUCAAUAUACAUAAGAAAAUGGUAUAGGGGAAUCAAAAUUUGAUUGUGUAUAGGAACUUUUUGGGUUUGAUGCAAUAGCAAAAAUCACUUUCCCAACAAACUAUUUUGUUUGGUGUCUUGAUUUUUGCUUUUGGAUAGGAUCUAUUGCUUAAAAAAAAUUGUGUAAUAAAAUUGUAUUAUAUUAAAACAAUUAAAAACGUAGAUAGGAAUCUUUUGCUAAUAGCUUCUGUGAUGAUCGACGAGUUGUCUUGUUUCAAAAAAUAUUAUAAAAAGUGAAAAAUAUAAGCGAAAAUGCAUAAGUGAUUAUAGCUAAAUGUAAAUUGUGGUAUUAUUAUUCGGAAGUAAAACUAAAACAGUUGGAUUAUUGAAUUUUAAUUUGUUCAUAAUCUUGCUGUUUGUUGCUUUUGAGCUUAUUUGCUUUUUGUCAGAGUAAAUUGAAUUGUUUUUAUUGAAUUAUUUGCAAAUACUCAUAAAGAUUGGAAAACAA